GACAUGUACUAGUCGUGAGAAGUACUAGUAGAGUUACAUGUGUCGUGUACAUGGCUAUACUAAUUGGUGUUCUUAAGAUUUGGUAGGUUGGAAUUAUAUCAGGAAGGAUUAGUACCACUUUCACUAUGGGUGAUGGGAGAAAAGCAAUGUUCUGGUUUGGUAGAUGGCGUAAUUUCCAGCACUUAAAACUCUUUUUAGACCGGUUCCUUAUUUCUAUCUAUAAAGAUGGGAUUGGAGCCAAUGUUCUUAAGGUGAAAUGACGGAUGUUUGCUUUGGGUCCAAAAUUUUUCACUAUUCCACCAUCUUUAAGAGAUCCACAUUUCAACUUACUUAGAAGUUGAAUGGGUUGAGAAUCCAGUGUAGUAAUAAAGAGAAGCUGAUGUGAAAUCUAAGAACAGGUGUGUGUUUACUUCAGGCCCUUUUUCGAGGUUUUUGAAGUUUCAUGCAAUUCCAGCUUCCUUAAGAGCAGAUCAGAAAGUUUUUUAUUCCCUUCUAAAGUUAGCUUUACUUCUUCAUGUUAUCAGAUACAUAUAGAAGAGAUCGUGAGUCAAUUAAUCACCUAUUCCUUACUGUCGUUGCCAUUUGGCUUUGGUAUUCAGAACCAGAAAAAUCUAUUCUACUUUUAAUCAUGCUGAAGUUAGUUACAGGCUUGUGCAAAAGCUUGGGGGGGGGGGGGGUAUUGGUGGUAAUAAGAGAUUCGAGGAUUUUAAAUAUGGGCAGGUAUUCCACAUUGCCGGAAAAGGGGAAUGCUUUUGUUACAUCUCGCUCAUCGCUUUCAUUCUGUUUCAGGUUCCCGUUUCAGGGGUGUUUGAUUUAUGAACCACCAACUGCUCUCCUGUUGCUUGCGGAAUGUUGCUCUUUCUUCUACUCGGAAGCGUGAAAGCUACUCGCCCUCUGCUUCUCUCCUUGCUCUGGUAAACCGCGAAGCCAAAGAGUACACUUGGAACUGAAAGCAGUUCUAAUGAGAGUAAGGUGCUUUUCAUGUAGUGAAGAAUCUAGAACUUCUUUGCCCACGUGGGAAUCCUCUGCAAAUUCUGAUGUGCAAGAUAGCCUAGGACUUGGACUUGAUGAGCAGAAGGUUCAAGCAUUUGCAGCUUCAAAAUUCGGGGCAAGAGAACUCCGUUCCCUGAUUUUUAAGGGGGGAGGUUUGAUUACUUUGGCAAAGAUUUCUCAGCUGAUUGCAAGAAGAUUAUUGGGGAAAGUCCUCAUAGAAGCUGCUAACUAUCAGAUAAGAAAGGAAGUUGUCAAGAAAGGCGGACAGUUGGCUGCUAUAAAUCUUGUAUCUCGUGUGGCCUUGCUUGGUGCAAAGAAGGUGAUGACAUUUGAAUUUGCAGACACACUGGAAAGUUAUUAUAGUGCAACAACGCAUGGUCAUUUACUCCAUAGAUAUUUUAUCAAAUGCGAACUCAUCAUUAUGUUUUUGCGUGAUUGGUUUUGGCAAAUACUAGCAAGGCACGUUGCAAUAGAAAUUUUACUUUCGGCUGGUAAAAGAGAAUUUAUGUAUAGGUUGUUAACUGUGCUUGUAGUACUGCAUCGACUAUUUGGAAAGAGUUGGUUUCUUCCACUGACCAUAAAUCAUCGAAGGUUAUGCGUGUAAACAAUAGCUCACCAAGGAGGUAUUACUCGAUGUAAUUCACAUCGUGUUCUGAGAGAGAGCUUGCUUUUGUUACUAUCUGGGUCUUUGUUAAAAGUAAAAUAAGGAAGGAAGUUUUCUUUUU
Syzygium oleosum is the source of this 1718-nucleotide messenger RNA. RefSeq lists its product as uncharacterized. The record is from RefSeq and is a predicted model, not a curated record. Bases 962 to 1597 code for a protein of 211 amino acids. The transcript has 5 exons. Lineage: Eukaryota; Viridiplantae; Streptophyta; Magnoliopsida; Myrtales; Myrtaceae.